UCUCCGAACGCAAAAGUGAUUGAUUCGAGUCACUUUUAAAAAAAUACGAAAACCUGCGAUUUGUGGUUUAUUCUUCGCAUUAGUUUUGAUUUGAAUAUCUAGCACGGCUUGUUAAAGGUAAACAACCUCCGGGAGAGGCUAACAAUGGCUACUGGAUCAACGCUGCAGAAGGCGAUCGAUAUCGUCACGAAGGCCACCGAGGAGGAUCGCAACAAAAACUACGAGGAAGCGUUACGCCUGUACGAACACGGAGUGGAAUACUUUCUGCAUGCCAUCAAGUACGAGGCUCAGGGAGACAAGGCGAAGGAUUCCAUCCGAGCGAAAUGCCUUCAAUACCUAGACCGAGCUGAGAAGCUGAAAGCCUAUCUGAAAAAGGGCAAGAAGAAGCCGGUCAAGGAUGGAGGCAGCAGCGGAAAGGAGAGCAAAGGCGGUAAGAACAAUGGCGAUAGUUCCGAUUCCGACUCGGACGAUCCGGAAAAGAAGAAACUACAGUCGAAGCUUGAGGGAGCCAUCGUAGUGGAAAAGCCACACGUCAAGUGGUCCGACGUGGCCGGACUGGAAUUAGCCAAGGAAGCCCUCAAGGAGGCGGUAAUCUUGCCGAUCAAGUUUCCACAUUUGUUCACCGGAAAGCGAAUCCCCUGGAAGGGAAUAUUGCUGUUUGGGCCUCCUGGAACUGGUAAAUCGUAUCUAGCAAAGGCAGUUGCCACGGAAGCAAACAAUUCAACAUUCUUCUCGGUAUCGAGUUCCGAUCUGGUAUCCAAGUGGCUUGGCGAGUCGGAAAAGUUGGUUAAGAAUCUGUUCGAACUAGCUCGAACCCACAAACCUAGCAUUAUCUUUAUUGAUGAAGUAGACUCGCUCUGCUCGUCCAGAUCGGACAACGAGAGUGAGAGCGCCCGUCGUAUCAAAACGGAAUUUCUGGUACAAAUGCAGGGUGUGGGUAGUGAUAACGAUGGAAUUCUGGUGCUGGGUGCCACGAAUACUCCUUGGAUUCUAGACGCCGCCAUCCGGAGACGUUUCGAAAAGCGUAUCUAUAUUCCCUUGCCGGAGGAACACGCCCGGCUGAUAAUGUUCAAGCUACAUCUGGGUAAUACGUCCCACUGUCUCACGGAGGAAAAUAUUCGCACCUUGGCUAACCGGACAGAGGGUUACUCCGGGGCGGAUAUUUCAAUUGUCGUUCGCGACGCGCUCAUGCAACCGGUCCGCAAGGUUCAAUCGUCGACGCAUUUCAAAAAGAUGACUGGCCCUUCUCCCGUGGAUAAGGAAACAAUCUGCGACGAUCUGUUGGUCCCGUGCAGUCCGGGUGAUCCCGGUGCCAUCGAGAUGACUUGGAUGGAGGUGCCCAGCGAUAAACUGUCCGUUCCCCCAGUGACGAUAGGUGACAUGAUGAAAUCGUUGACCAGUACCAAACCAACCGUAAACGAGGAUGACAUGAAGAAGCUGGACAAAUUCACAGAGGACUUUGGACAGGAGGGUUAGGAAAUCAGCAUGGACUUAACUAUUGCAAAAUCAAUACACCAUUGUAGGAGCUUCCCUAAAAAUCGUUUCCUGUUGUCCCCCGCCCCCAAUGGUGUUCGCCGAUUUCGAAUAUUUAACCGUGUUCUGUUAAUUCACAUGCAGAUAAUGGUAGCCUUAAGAUAUUUUGUGAACGAGCGGGCCGUAGAACUACGUGUGAUUACUGGCAGCAGCGUGGGUUGGGGGAAAUGGGGAGAUCCGCGGGAAAGCACAUCCACACACUUAAAAGAUUAUUUUUUUCACUCCUAGAUUUACACCGCAGCAAAUUAAUCCGGCAGAAUGAAAUAAGUAACUUUUGAAUAUAUCAAGAUCAACUUGUGAAAAGAGCAAACAAACCUUUGUAGGCCCUUUUCUCGCCAAACGAAGGUCACCAAUGCAAACCCCUACCCGUUGAUGUUGUUGGUUUGCGUGGCCGACCUUCGGUUGGUGAGAAAAGGGUCUACACAAGUUUGUUUAGAAUGUUCGCAUGUUGUUCUUGAUGUGUUCUAUUUUUCUGUCCUUCUUUUUUGUCCUUUUUUCCUACGCUCUACACACUGUACGGAUGGUUCGUCUUAGUAUAUAGUAAUUAAUAAUAUAUAUGAACAUUGGUUUAUUCAAGUGAACAAUCAUAAAAAAGUGUCGAUUUUUUGUGUUACAAUCCAUCCAACGUUCGUUUGCUGGACAUUUCUGAUAAAAAAUGUUCUCUAUAUGUAUAAUCAUCAUCAUGGCUACACAUUUAUAUAUGUAUAUGCGCUGUUAAUUGGACACUCCUAAAUAAAGCCGUGAACAUAAUUACUGUAGAUUAACUGAACAACAACAAAAAUCUGACGAAUGAGAAAUGAAUAAGUGAAUAAAACACUGUUAUAUUGCUGAA
Molecule: messenger RNA, 2365 nt
Organism: Ochlerotatus camptorhynchus
Lineage: Eukaryota; Metazoa; Arthropoda; Insecta; Diptera; Culicidae
Gene: Vps4
Product: vacuolar protein sorting 4
Exons: 5
Coding region: 145-1476 (443 amino acids)
Biological process (GO): vacuole organization; endosomal transport
Molecular function (GO): ATP hydrolysis activity; ATP binding
Source: RefSeq, a predicted model, not a curated record